Encephalitozoon intestinalis ATCC 50506 is the source of this 1875-nucleotide messenger RNA. RefSeq lists its product as uncharacterized. Bases 1 to 1875 code for a protein of 624 amino acids. The transcript has a single exon. NCBI's taxonomy places the organism in Eukaryota, Fungi, Microsporidia, Unikaryonidae. The record is from RefSeq and is a predicted model, not a curated record.
AUGGGAGAAAUGUUUCUAGCAUCUAGGCUAAGGCUUCUUAUACUUAAAGAACCCUUGCUAAGGCCGCCUCAGCAAUCCCCAUUCCGGUUGUUCAUUCAAGAGACAAAAACAAAUUUAAGGUUUGAUAUAUACCUGUUUCUCCUACUGUUGAUAACGUGCUUUGGCCUUGCUUUGAUAUUCUUCAGGAGCUCUAGAGAUGGAGGUAAUGUUCUUUUAUACACCAUUGGGUUUCUCCUUAUAUUCUGCUCGUACAAUCUGCAAAAGGUCAUAGAGGCUAAUAGAAUGCUUGGUAAAUCCCUGCCCAACUCAAAUUCCAGUACAUGGUUCUGGAGUGCAUGGGGAAAUCCUUGGCGAGUUAAGUUCAGGGAUUCCUUUGAAAGGAGCCAUCUUUCUAAUCUUCUCUCUCACAUAAGCCUUACGGGACACUCUGAAAAGGAAUCUACAGCAUCUCAUCUGGCUUUGUAUAAAAAUCUUGGGACAGAAGAAGAAAGACAGAAAGAGGAAAAUCCUAGCACUAAGGGACGAGAUAUCAGAAAAAAAACCACUCUUGCGACUCUGGAGAGGAAAAGUCCUAGCAUUCCUGUAGAAAAAAAAUCUUCGGUAAAAGAAAGGACUUACUCGGAAGGUGUUUCCGGGGGAGGCCACCAGGUUUCCAUGGUGUUCAAGGCUCAAGGACAGUCAACAAUUAAUAGAAAUGCCGGAAAUGGCGAAAAGAGAAAAGUCUUUCUUGGGAAUCUUAUGAAAAUUUUCCAGUUCAAGGCAGAAAAUGAUGAAAAUUUGAAGAGGCAUGUCUUGAAUCUAAGGAACAUUGAAAUACAAGUAGAGAGAAUCCUAGAGGAGUUUACUAACGUGUUUAAGUUAUUUAUGAAGGAAGCAGAGAAAAUUGAAGAUGAAAUGGUUGAAUUCAAUGCUUCUACAAGGUAUUUGAAUAUAUCUUUAAACGAGCUAAGGAUGGAAAUCAAGAAAUAUUUUUCUAAUCUUCCAAAUGCUAGGGCCAGCCAGGAGAUUCUAAACUACCUUUCGACGCUAGCAAGGAAUUAUCAAGACAGCGAAAACACUGGUGGCGGAGACAUACGUCCAGUAAUCCGAUACGAAAACAAAAUAAUGUUUUUUCUUGGAGUCCAGAUGGUUCUCUGCCUGGUUUUAUUUCUUGCAGCCCUGGCAAGGCUUGAAGCCAUCACUUCCAUUCUAAAGCCUAUUGUGUCUGUGGGCCUUAUAGUAGUGACUCUAUCAAGUGUUCCGUUCCUUCUCAAUGGACAAAUGCUUGAUAGAAGCUGCAAGUCAGGGUCUAUCAAAGGAUGUAGCUUCACGUCAACGCACAUUGGAGGAGUUACAAGGCUUGAAGUAGUAUCCAAGGCUAAUGGUCUUGAAAGCCAGCUAGGGGCUAUCUUGAAAGAGAGUGAAUAUAUCGCAGAGAUUUUAAGGCUGUACGUCAAAUCCAUGAUGGACACAAGAGUUAAUGCAAAGAUGUCUGUGUUCUCAAACUUAUUUAACAAGAUAUUAUUUGUGUAUGACGACUUCGAUCACUUGACGAAAAGAAAGGUUGAGAAAGGUAUGUUUUUUAGCUACAUAAAGAUGAUGAGCAGGCUCUUGGAAAACAUUACAGGUCUGUUAGAGUUUUCGGAGCGAAAAGACAUGGUGGAUAUUUAUGUUAACGAAAGAGCCUUUCUGUUUUGGUUGAGUGCUGACAAGGACUCCGUAGUUGAAUCUAUUCGGGAAAUUACAGAGGCAGGGCCGCAGAACCGGUCUGAGAUGCCUCCAAAAUGGUGUGUAUGUGCAUUAGAGGGAAUAUGCGAUGGCAAGGACGGAAUGGAUAUCCUGUUUCUAUUAACUCUAAUCGGGGGCCCGGCCUUCCUGAUUUUUCUGUAUCUUUAA